AUGGAGAAGAGAUGGGCCCUUAAAGAACCACAAACAUAUGUCCCUCCGACAAAGCGUCCAGACAGAAAAAUAAUCAGAUGGAAGGCCCCUCCAAGGGAUUGGACAAAAUUAAACUUCGACAGUGCUAGUAAGGGGAAUCCGGGUCAAUCUGGUAUAGGAGCCAUAAUCCAAGAUGAGCAGGGCAAUAUCCUUCAUGGGUUGUUUGGUGGCAUUAGAGUUGCCAUGAACAAUGAAGUAGGGAUUCGUGCACUAGAGGCAGGACUCCGUCUUUGUAUUAGGCAAAGACUCUCUCGAAUCAUAAUAGAGGGUGACUCACAGAUUAUAAUAGAUGGGAUCAGGCAGUCAAGUUUACAUAACUGGAAGCUUAAUAAAUGGGUUCCAAUGAUAAAAGAGCAUUUGAGAACAAUUGAGAGCUACGAGAUUGGGCAUGUCUACAGAGAAGGCAAUCAGGUGGUUGAUUACCUUGCGAACCUUGGAGUUGGAGGAAAUGAUGACCUUAUUUAA
This is a messenger RNA of Cryptomeria japonica (Japanese cedar), 504 nucleotides long. RefSeq lists its product as uncharacterized. The transcript has a single exon. Bases 1 to 504 code for a protein of 167 amino acids. The record is from RefSeq and is a predicted model, not a curated record. Lineage: Eukaryota; Viridiplantae; Streptophyta; Pinopsida; Cupressales; Cupressaceae. Gene Ontology annotation, molecular function: nucleic acid binding; RNA-DNA hybrid ribonuclease activity.